This is a messenger RNA of Rangifer tarandus platyrhynchus (Svalbard reindeer), 6216 nucleotides long. Lineage: Eukaryota; Metazoa; Chordata; Mammalia; Artiodactyla; Cervidae. The record is from the annotation of a GenBank genome assembly.
AUGUGGACCCCCACAGAGGAAGAGAAAUACGGCGUAGUGAUAUGCAGCUUUCGAGGAUCUGUUCCCCAAGGCUUGGUCUUAGAAAUAGGAGAAACAGUCCAGAUUCUUGAAAAGUGUGAGGGUUGGUAUAGGGGAGUUUCAACAAAGAAGCCAAAUGUAAAGGGGAUCUUUCCUGCAAAUUACAUUCAUUUGAAAAAAGCAAUUGUCAGUAAUAGGGGGCAGUAUGAAACUGUGGUUCCACUUGAAGAUUCUAUUGUGACUGAGGUUACAGCAACUCUGCAAGAAUGGGCCAGUUUGUGGAAACAACUCUAUGUGAAACAUAAAGUAGAUCUUUUCUACAAGCUGCGCCAUGUGAUGAAUGAACUUAUUGACCUUCGAAGGCAGCUCCUGUCUGGUCACCUGACUCAGGAUCAGGUGCGGGAGGUUAAGCGGCACAUCACCGUGCGCCUGGACUGGGGCAAUGAGCACUUGGGCCUGGAUCUGGUACCCCGAAAGGACUUUGAAGUAGUGGAUUCAGACCAGAUCAGUGUCUCAGACCUCUAUAAAAUGCAUUUAUCUAGCCGGCAGAGUGUACAGCAAAGCACAUCUCAGGUGGAUACAGUGCGCCCACGUCAUGGGGAAAGCUGUCGGAUACCAGUACCACAUCACUUCUUCCUCAGUCUGAAGAGUCUCACCUACAACACCAUUGGGGAAGAUACUGAUGUCUUCUUUUCCUUAUAUGAUAUGAGAGAAGGCAAGCAGAUCAGUGAGCGGUUUCUGGUGAGACUGAACAAGAAUGGUGGGCCAAGGAACCCAGAGAAGAUAGAACGAAUGUGUGCCCUUUUUACAGAUCUGAGCAGCAAGGAUAUGAAGAGAGAUUUAUAUAUAGUUGCCCAUGUGAUACGAAUAGGCCGGAUGCUCCUGAACGACUCCAAGAAGGGCCCCGCUCACCUGCACUACCGGCGACCAUACGGCUGUGCGGUCCUCAGCGUCCUGGAUGUCCUGCAGUCACUCACAGAGUUAAAGGAAGAAAAGGAUUUUGUUCUUAAGGUUUACACAUGCAACAAUGAGAGUGAGUGGUCCCAGAUCCAUGAGAAUAUCAUCCGCAAGUCCAGCGCCAAGUACUCUGCCCCCAGUGCCAGUCAUGGUCUUAUCAUCUCUCUGCAACUUCUUCGUGGAGACAUGGAACAGAUUAGGAGAGAAAAUCCCAUGAUAUUUAAUAGGGGAUUGGCAAUUACAAGAAAAUUGGGAUUUCCUGAUGUCAUCAUGCCAGGUGAUAUCCGCAAUGACCUGUACCUCACCCUGGAGAAGGGGGAUUUUGAGAGAGGGGGAAAGAGCGUACAAAAGAAUAUUGAAGUGACCAUGUAUGUGCUUUACGCAGAUGGUGAAAUCUUGAAGGACUGCAUCAGCUUGGGUUCAGGAGAGCCCAACAGGAGUUCCUACCACUCCUUCGUCCUCUACCACAGCAACAGUCCUCGCUGGGGAGAGAUUAUCAAAUUGCCCAUCCCCAUCGACCGGUUCCGGGGCUCCCACCUGCGCUUCGAGUUCAGACACUGUUCCACAAAAGACAAAGGGGAAAAGAAGCUCUUCGGCUUUGCAUUCUCACCCCUGAUGCGGGACGAUGGCACCACCCUCUCCGAUGACAUCCAUGAGCUCUACGUGUACAAGUGUGAUGAGAAUAGCACGUUUAACAACCACGCUCUUUACCUGGGCCUGCCCUGCUGCAAAGAGGACUACAAUGGCUGCCCUAACAUCCCCUCCAGCCUCAUCUUCCAGCGCAGCACCAAAGAAUCUUUCUUCAUUUCCACACAGCUCUCCUCCACUAAGCUCACCCAGAACGUGGACCUCCUUGCUCUGCUGAAAUGGAAGGCCUUUCCAGACCGGAUCAUGGACAUCCUUGGGCGGCUGCGGCAUGUUAGUGGGGAGGAAAUUGUUAAGUUUCUGCAGGACAUCUUAGAUACACUGUUUGUGAUUUUGGAUGAUAACACAGAGAAAUAUGGCCUGCUGGUAUUUCAGUCUUUGGUAUUCAUCAUCAACCUGCUCCGAGACAUCAAAUAUUUCCACUUCCGACCUGUAAUGGAUACAUACAUCCAGAAGCACUUUGCUGGAGCCCUGGCAUACAAGGAGCUAAUCCGCUGUUUGAAGUGGUACAUGGACUGCUCAGCAGAACUGAUUCGGCAGGACCACAUUCAGGAAGCCAUGCGGGCGUUGGAGUACCUUUUCAAGUUUAUCGUGCAGUCAAGGAUCUUGUACUCACGUGCCACCUGUGGAAUGGAAGAGGAACAGUUCCGGUCCAGCAUCCAAGAGCUUUUCCAGUCCAUCCGGUUUGUGCUCAGUCUGGACAGCAGAAAUUCAGAAACACUGCUUUUCACUCAGGCUGCACUCCUCAACUCCUUCCCAACCAUCUUUGAUGAGCUCCUGCAGAUGUUCACUGUGCAGGAGGUGGCCGAGUUUGUGAGAGGGACUCUGGGGAGCAUGCCCAGCACUGUACACAUUGGGCAGUCAAUGGAUGUGGUGAAGCUGCAGUCCAUCGCCAGAACUGUGGAUAGCCGCCUAUUUUCUUUCUCAGAAUCCCGCCGCAUCCUGCUUCCAGUGGUUCUCCAUCAUAUCCACCUUCACCUGAGGCAGCAGAAGGAGCUGCUCAUCUGCUCAGGGAUUCUCGGCAGCAUCUUCUCCAUCGUCAAGACCAGCUCUCUGGAGGCAGAUGUCAUGGAGGAGGUAGAAAUGAUGGUGGAAAGCCUCUUGGAUGUGCUCUUACAGACUCUGCUCACCAUCAUGAGCAAAUCCCACGCUCAGGAGGCGGUAAGAGGGCAGCGGUGCCCGCAGUGCACAGCGGAGAUCACUGGCGAGUAUGUGUCCUGCCUUCUCUCACUGCUCCGCCAGAUGUGUGAUACACAUUACCAGCACCUCCUGGACAACUUCCAGAGCAAAGAUGAGCUCAAGGAAUUCCUGCUGAAGAUUUUCUGCGUGUUCCGGAACCUGAUGAAGAUGAGUGUCUUUCCUCGGGACUGGAUGGUGAUGAGACUUCUUACAAGCAAUAUUAUAGUCACUACUGUCCAGUACCUGUCUUCUGCGCUGCACAAGAAUUUCACAGAGACAGACUUCGACUUUAAGGUGUGGAAUUCUUAUUUUAGCCUGGCAGUUCUGUUCAUAAAUCAGCCAAGCCUUCAGCUAGAAAUCAUUACUUCCACCAAGAGGAAGAAGAUUCUGGAUAAGUAUGGGGACAUGCGUGUGAUGAUGGCUUAUGAACUCUUCAGCAUGUGGCAGAAUUUGGGUGAACAUAAGAUCCACUUCAUUCCGGGAAUGAUCGGCCCAUUCCUGGGUGUGACACUGGUCCCACAGCCUGAAGUGCGGAAUAUCAUGAUUCCCAUCUUUCAUGACAUGAUGGACUGGGAGCAGAGGAAAAACGGCAACUUCAAACAGGUGGAGGCCGAGCUGAUUGACAAGCUGGACAGCAUGGUAUCAGAAGGGAAAGGCGAUGAGAGCUACAGGGAGCUCUUCGGCCUGCUAACCCAGCUGUUUGGGCCCUACCCCAGCCUGCUGGAGAAGGUUGAACAGGAAACAUGGCGUGAGACCGGCAUUUCCUUUGUAACCUCAGUCACCCGCCUCAUGGAACGCCUCCUUGACUACAGGGAUUGCAUGAAAGGAGAGGAGACAGAGAAUAAGAAGAUUGGCUGCACUGUUAACCUGAUGAACUUCUACAAAUCGGAGAUUAAUAAAGAGGAGAUGUAUAUCCGCUAUAUCCAUAAGCUCUGUGACAUGCAUUUGCAGGCGGAAAACUACACAGAAGCUGCGUUCACUCUGCUCCUCUACUGUGAGCUGCUGCAGUGGGAGGAGCGGCCCCUGCGGGAGUUCCUCCACUACCCAUCCCAGACGGAGUGGCAGCGGAAAGAGGGACUGUGCCGCAAGAUCAUCCACUACUUCAACAAAGGCAAGAGUUGGGAGUUCGGGAUCCCACUGUGCAGGGAACUGGCGUGUCAGUAUGAGAGCCUCUACGACUAUCAGAGCCUCAGCUGGAUUCGGAAAAUGGAGGCCAGCUACUACGACAACAUCAUGGAGCAGCAGCGCCUGGAGCCCGAGUUCUUCCGGGUCGGAUUCUAUGGCCGGAAGUUUCCUUUCUUCCUUCGGAACAAAGAGUAUGUGUGCCGGGGCCACGACUACGAGAGGCUGGAGGCCUUCCAGCAGAGGAUGCUCAGCGAGUUCCCGCAGGCCGUUGCCAUGCAGCACCCCAACCACCCUGAUGACGCCAUCCUGCAGUGUGACGCCCAGUACCUACAGAUCUAUGCAGUGACGCCCAUCCCAGAGUAUGUGGACGUCCUGCAGAUGGACAGGGUCCCAGACCGUGUCAAGAGCUUCUACCGUGUCAACAACGUCAGGAGGUUCCGGUAUGACCGGCCUUUCCACAAAGGCCCCAAGGACAAGGAGAAUGAAUUCAAGAGCCUGUGGAUCGAGCGCACCACGCUGACCCUGACCCACAGCUUGCCGGGCAUCUCUCGGUGGUUUGAAGUGGAGAGGAGGGAGCUGGUGGAGGUGAGCCCCCUGGAGAAUGCCAUCCAAGUGGUUGAGAACAAGAACCAGGAGCUGCGGGCCUUGAUCAGCCAGUAUCAGCACAAGCAAGUGCACGGCAACAUCAACCUGCUAAGCAUGUGCCUGAACGGCGUCAUUGAUGCUGCCGUCAACGGAGGCAUUGCACGCUACCAGGAGGCCUUCUUUGAUAAAGAUUACAUCACCAAGCACCCAGGAGAUGCUGAGAAGAUAACUCAGCUCAAGGAGCUCAUGCAGGAGCAGGUCCAUGUCCUUGGAGUUGGGCUGGCAGUUCAUGAGAAAUUUGUGCACCCAGAAAUGCGCCCUCUGCAUAAGAAGCUGAUUGAUCAGUUCCAGAUGAUGCGGGCCAGUCUCUACCAUGAGUUUCCGGGUUUGGACAAGCUAAGUCCUGCAUGUUCGGGCACCAGCACCCCACGGGGAAAUGUCCUAGCAUCCCAUAGCCCCAUGAGCCCAGAGAACAUCAAGAUGACCCAUCGGCACAGCCCCAUGAACUUGAUGGGCACUGGCCGCCAUUCAUCGUCCUCCCUCUCCUCACAUGCAUCUAGCGAAGCUGGGAACGUGGUGAUGCUGGGCGACAGCUCCAUGGGCGAGGCUCCUGAAGACCUGUACCACCACAUGCAGCUCGCGUAUCCCAACCCCAGGUACCAGGGCUCAGUCACCAACGUCUCUGUUCUGUCCUCGUCCCAGGCAAGCCCUUCUUCCUCCAGCCUGAGUUCCACCCACUCAGCACCAUCCCAGAUGAUUACCUCUGCCCCUUCCAGUGCCCGAGGCUCUCCCUCUCUGCCAGAUAAGUACCGCCAUGCCCGGGAAAUGAUGCUGCUGCUGCCCACGCCCCGGGACCGCCCGAGCAGCGCCAUGUAUCCAGCAGCCAUCCUGGAGAACGGACAGCUGCCAAACUUCCAGCGGGCCCUGUUCCAGCAAGUGGUUGGAGCCUGCAAACCCUGCAGUGAUCCCAAUCUGUCUGUGGCCGAAAAAGCGGUGCCAGCAGCCCCCAGCAGCUGGAGCCUGGAUAGCGGAGCCCGAGAGGCCCAGCCCUUCCUGUCUGCCCACACGGGGUGCAUCCUGGCCCCCCCAGUGCCUCCCCGAAGCCUGCUGCAUGGUCAUUACUCCCUACACUUCGACGCCUUCCACCACCCCUUGGGUGACACCCCCCCAGCACUCCCCGCCCGGACCUUGCGCAAGUCGCCCCUGCACCCCAUCCCAGCCUCCCCAACCAGCCCCCAGUCGGGCCUGGAUGGCAGCAACUCCACGCUGUCUGGCAGUGCCAGUAGCGGCGUGUCUUCCCUGAGCGAGAGUAACUUUGGGCACUCCUCGGAGGCCCCUCCUCGAACCGACACCAUGGACUCCAUGCCGAGCCAGGCCUGGAACGCCGACGAAGAUCUUGAGCCACCCUACCUCCCCGUCCACUACAGCCUCUCCGAGUCCGCCGUCCUGGACUCCAUCAAGGCCCAGCCGUGCCGAAGCCACUCGGCCCCGGGAUGUGUCAUCCCUCAGGACCCCAUGGACCCACCUGCGCUGCCACCCAAGCCCUACCACCCCCGCCUGCCAGCCCUGGAGCAUGACGAGGGUGUGCUGCUGCGAGAGGAGGCGGAGAGGCCUCGGGCCCUGCAUCGCAAGGCCUCGCUGCCUCCCGGGAGCACCAAGGAAGAGCAGGCACGCAUGGCCUGGGAGCACAGCCGAGGGGAACAGUGA